CCCAGGCCCGGCGCGCCGGCUCCUCCUCCGCAGCAGAAGUCUUGACCAUCUCUCCUCUGAGGAAGGAGGCCCAGGGUCUGCGAUGGCCCAGGAGGACCCGAGACUGAGUAGAAGCGGAGGCGACUCUACUAAGCUGGGAGGGGGCCGGCCAGCGCGUUCGGAGGUGAUCCUGGAAGGUGAGAGCAACGAGAAGAGAUGUGAGAUCGAGACAGCAGCUCAGGGAUCAAGGGUGGAGGGACUCUUGAGCGUUGCCCUCCAGGGCGCGGAGUUGGAAGGAAACUGGAAACAGGCGGGCAGGCUUGAGGACCGGCAGGAAAACAAGGAAAGCUGUCCAGAGCCGGAGGCCAUGGCCUGCAAGAGAGACCCUGCAGGGGACGGCGUCCAGGAACGCAAUGAAUUACCCCGAAUCCCAAGAACUAUAUUGAGUCCAACUGCUACCCAAGCCAGCGUCCCCGGCGACAGCAGGCCAGGCAGGUGCACGCAGGUGAAGAGACCAAAGUGGAAGCCUUCUGACAGCCGCCCGCCUGAGAAAGGCGGCGGCCUGGGGAAGCCGUGGAAAUGCGAGGACUGCGGGAAAGCCUUCAGCUACUGUUCCGCGUUCAUCUUACACCAGAGAACCCACACCGGGGAGAAGCCGUUUGCGUGUCCCGAGUGCGGCAAGGCCUUCAGCCAGAGCGUGCACCUGACCCUGCACCAGCGCACGCACACGGGCGAGAAACCCUACGCGUGCCCCGAGUGCGGCAAGGCCUUUAGCCAGAGCUCCUACCUGGCGUCCCACUGGCGCACGCACACGGGCGAGAAGCCGCACCGCUGCGCCGACUGCGGCAAGGCCUUUGCACGCCCCACGCACCUGACCCAACACCUGCGCGUGCAUACGGGCGAGCGGCCCUAUGAGUGCGCCCGGUGCGCCAAGGCGUUCCGCAACCGCUCGUCCCUGAUCGAGCACCAGCGCAUCCACACCGGCGAGAAGCCCUACGAAUGCGCCGAGUGCGCCAAGGCCUUUCGCUUUUCCUCGGCGCUCAUCCGCCACCAGCGCAUCCACACCGCUGAGAGGCCCUACCGCUGCGGCCAGUGCGCCAAGGCCUUCUCGCAGAUCGCUCACCUGACGCAGCACCGGCGCGUGCACACCGGCGAGAAGCCCUACGCGUGCCCGGACUGCUGCGCGCCCUUCAGCCAGAGCUCUUCGCUGGCCGAGCACCGGCGAAUCCACACCGGCGAGAAGCCCUACGCGUGCGGCCGGUGCGCCAAGGCCUUCACCCAGGUGUCGCACCUGGCGCAGCACCAGCGCACGCACACCGGAGAGCGGCCCUACAGCUGCCGGGACUGCGGCAAGCGCUUCGGCAACCGCUCCCACCUCCUCCAGCACCACCUCGUGCACAGCGGGGAGCGGCCCUGCAAGUGCAUGCAGUGCGGGGCCGCCUUCAGCCACGUGUCCUCCCUCAUCCAGCACCAGAAGAUCCACACCGGGGAGCGGCCCUACAGGUGCAGCGAGUGCGGCAAGGCCUUCAGGCAGGCCUCGUCGCUCACCCUGCACCUGCGCACACACACGGGCGAGCGGCCCUACGCCUGCCACCAGUGCGGCAAGGCCUUCAGAAAUCGCGCCUACCUCAUCCAGCACCACAUCGUGCACACCGGGGAGAAGCCCUACGAGUGCGGCGGCUGCGGGAAGGCCUUCAGCUUCUCCUCGGCGCUCAUUCGACACCAGAGGACGCAUGCGGACAAGAAGCCCUACUCGUGCGGCCCUUGCGGACGCCUUUGCCCAGCUCCCACACGUGACUCAACACCUGCGCGCUCACAGGGAGGGGAAGCCUGUGAACAGGGGUGCCCUGGCAGAGACCCGCAUGGACCAGAAGAUUAAGAGAUGAGGUUAACUGGGGCUGCGUACGCCAGGCGCUCCACUAAGUGCUCGCCCCGUUUCCAACCUCACAAUGCCAUUGGUGAGAUACUCUGCUAUCCCCAACGCCUCCAGUGAGGAAACCGAGGCUCCAAGAAGCUUGUUAACUUGCCUGAGGGCACACAAUGGGGAAAACAUAUGGCUGGGACUGUAUCCCACAUCUGCCAGACUCCCCGCGUCUCCCUGGUGCAAAAUUUUAAAUGGGGCACAGACAAGUAGAUCUGCAGAAACACCUGUGGCUGGCUUUUUCUUUCUUUUCUUUUCUCUUUCUUU
Cebus imitator (Panamanian white-faced capuchin) is the source of this 2167-nucleotide messenger RNA. It is a transcript of the gene ZNF835, whose product is annotated as zinc finger protein 835. Gene Ontology annotation, biological process: regulation of transcription by RNA polymerase II. Gene Ontology annotation, molecular function: RNA polymerase II cis-regulatory region sequence-specific DNA binding; DNA-binding transcription factor activity, RNA polymerase II-specific. NCBI's taxonomy places the organism in Eukaryota, Metazoa, Chordata, Mammalia, Primates, Cebidae. The record is from RefSeq and is a predicted model, not a curated record.